Messenger RNA from Apaloderma vittatum (bar-tailed trogon), 974 nucleotides. RefSeq names its product schlafen family member 13-like. The transcript has 3 exons. The annotation marks the transcript as partial. The record is from RefSeq and is a predicted model, not a curated record. Lineage: Eukaryota; Metazoa; Chordata; Aves; Trogoniformes; Trogonidae.
AUCUGUCAAAGUUUGCUGAGACCUUUAGGCCAGAGCUCAGUCUGACAGAGAGGCCACCUCUUGCCAAGCCGGUUUAUUCACACCGGGGCCUUGACAGCGCUGAUGAGCUUCGUAAGCAGCUGUUUCCAGUGGAAUCCGGGAAAAUAAUAUGUACUCCAGAAAAACUCGUGAAAGAUCUCCUCGAAGAGCAUCCAGCGUUGGAUGGUUUAAUGCAAGAACAGCUGGAGCAGCUGUUGCAGAAGCGCUCUCAGGGAGUUCUGAUAUUUUCCAGAAGCUGGGCUGCUGAGGUUGGCUUGCCAAAAAAUCAGAACGUCGUUUGUGAUGCUCUCCUGAUAGCCGGGAAAAGCCAGCCCAUCCUCUACACAGUCUGUCAGAGCCGCAUCUCAGAGGAUUUGUUCCAGUACUCCAGGGGCGUGGCCCAGAGGCUGAAGGAGAAAUUAGUCAACACUGGGGGCUACAUUCACAAACUGUGCGUGAUCCCGAAGCUCCUGGCUUUGCCUCCCAACAGGAGCUGUGGAGAAGGACGGGAUCGGGAUAUUCAAGAGCUGUAUCCCCAAAAUCAAGAGCUGUAUCCCCAAAACUACAGUCAAAUUAAUAACGGCAACUUGCAGGCCCUCUUGCGUGCUCUCACCGUAGCUCUGCUGACUUUUGAGUCCUUUUUAAGUGACCGCGUUGGUUGUGAGUUUUUGAACCUCCUGACCAUGAGACAAUACCAGCUGCUGUCAGAAAACCUUCACAGAACUAGGAGGCUGUAUGUUUAUGGCCUGCCAGGAACAGGCAAAACUGUAGUGGCUCUGAAGAUCAUAGAGAAAAUCAGAGAGAUGCUGCCGUGCGCACCAGAGGAAGUUCUUUAUGUGUGCGAGUAUACGCCUCUCAGAGAUCUUGUGCGGCAGAAAAACAUUUGCGAAGCUGUGACAAGAGUAGCCUUUCUGAAGGGAAGCUUUGAAGGUGUGAAGCACAUAAUAAUGGAUGAA